AUGUUGCGCUCGUCGUUCACCAAAGUGGCUCGUGUAGCGCCCGUGAGAUUCGCACAAACACAAGCAGUUUCCAAGGCUGCCAUUGUCGACCUACACAGCAGAUGGGAAGACCUACCAUCUGUCGAGCAGCAGGAGCUAGUCUCCAAAUUGACUGAGCGUCAAAAACUCCCAUGGGCCCAAUUGACCGAGACCGAAAAGCAGGCCGCUUGGUACAUCUCUUAUGGUGAAUGGGGACCAAGAAGACCUGUGCAUGCCAAAGGGGACGGUGCUUACAUAGCCAAGGGUGUUGUUGUUGGACUUGUUGGAUCCGUGGCUCUUUUCGCCUUGAUCAGACAAUUCGGUGGUGAAGAGCCAAAGACUAUGACAAAGGAAUGGCAAUUGAAGUCUGACGAAUACCUAAAGUCUAAGAACGCCAACCCAUGGGGUGGUUACUCUCAGGUCCAGUCCAAAUAA
Messenger RNA from Lachancea dasiensis, 453 nucleotides. NCBI's taxonomy places the organism in Eukaryota, Fungi, Ascomycota, Saccharomycetes, Saccharomycetales, Saccharomycetaceae. The record is from the annotation of a GenBank genome assembly.